Aspergillus wentii DTO 134E9 is the source of this 507-nucleotide messenger RNA. RefSeq lists its product as uncharacterized. The record is from RefSeq and is a predicted model, not a curated record. The coding region runs from base 1 to 507 and encodes 168 amino acids. The transcript has 3 exons. NCBI's taxonomy places the organism in Eukaryota, Fungi, Ascomycota, Eurotiomycetes, Eurotiales, Aspergillaceae.
AUGCCGGCUGUAGGACCUCGAGUCUCCAAAGAGGAGUUUAUGCAUGCCUUAGGGCUAAAUUCUCACAAUCCUCAGCAUGAACAGUUAUAUCGUGCCAUGAGAGAUGAAGCCAUCAUGGUCUACAACCGCAUGAACCAAGAUACCUCCGAUCUCACCGACAACCUAAGAUACGACCCCAACACCCGACCUCCCUUCUUCUGGCACCACAUUCGCCCCGAACGACAGCGCUGGGGCAUCCAGGAAAUCUGGCAAAAUGCUGGCCCGCUCACCCGUCCGCUCUUUAACCGCGGUAACACCAGUGGUGAGCACGGCCCGAAUUGGGUUGCGGGUUGGCUGCUGUACAGCGUCUUUCGGUCCAGGGAUGUGCGCAACAAUCGGAAUCGAAGAAAAGGGGAGGACCAUGAGAAUCAUCAUUCAGGCCAGGAUCCAAAACGGCCAAAACAGACGACGGACGAUACACAGGCCAAGAAGGAAUUCUAUGACCCCGUGCGGAAUGGGACGCUCUGA